AUGCAGAUAUCUGAAAUUAUCAGGAUUGCGUCUUUGCUUUCUCUAACGGCUGCAAGAAUUGUCACAACUAUCGCGGGAAAAUGGGAUUACAUGUGGGAGGAAGAAAUGCCCGUCGAAGACUUGGCAUGCUGGAGUGAAGAUAAAGACAACGUUAUCAAUUAUAUGGGCUGGGAGUCUCUGAAGAACCUGCCCAUUGCGAUCGCGGGCUAUGAAGGCGUCAGCGGGCCACAUUCUCCAUUGUGCUAUACGUGCUGAAUACUUAAAUAUGAGGGCCGCCGCCAGGCAAUGCUUGUCCUGGACUACGCAUUAUCGGGGUUCGCAACUGACUAUGAGACUUUUGAAUCGCUCACAGAUGGACAGGCUUGGAGGACUGGGAAGGCAAAUGUUACUGCCUUUCGCUCUUCUGAUCUUCGUGAUUGUGGCAUUGGGUCUGAGCCGGC
This is a messenger RNA of Fusarium odoratissimum NRRL 54006, 440 nucleotides long. RefSeq lists its product as uncharacterized. The transcript has 2 exons. The record is from RefSeq and is a predicted model, not a curated record. Bases 1 to 255 code for a protein of 84 amino acids. Lineage: Eukaryota; Fungi; Ascomycota; Sordariomycetes; Hypocreales; Nectriaceae.